Messenger RNA from Rhea pennata, 1542 nucleotides. RefSeq names its product procathepsin L-like. Gene Ontology annotation, cellular component: lysosome. The coding region runs from base 1 to 999 and encodes 332 amino acids. The transcript is spliced from 7 exons. Gene Ontology annotation, molecular function: cysteine-type endopeptidase activity; cysteine-type endopeptidase activator activity involved in apoptotic process. The record is from RefSeq and is a predicted model, not a curated record. Gene Ontology annotation, biological process: positive regulation of apoptotic signaling pathway; immune response; positive regulation of peptidase activity. Lineage: Eukaryota; Metazoa; Chordata; Aves; Rheiformes; Rheidae.
AUGGCCGUGCCCCUGGGGCUGCUGCUGGCGGCGCUGGGCUGCGCCGCGGCGCUGGACCCUGCCCUGGAGGAGGCCUGGAGGGGCUGGAAGAGCCGCCACGGCAAGGAGUACGCGGAGGACGCCGAGGCCGCCCGCCGGGAGGUCUGGGAGAAGAACCUGCGGCGCAUCCGGGAGCACAACCGGGAGCAGGCGCGCGGCGGGCACGCUUUCCGCCUGGGCAUGAACCACUACGGAGACCUGACGGACGAGGAGUUUAACCAGCUCCUGAACGGCUUCGCCCCGGGGCGGCAGCGGCGGCCGGGGCCGCUCUUCCGGGCUUCGUCGGAGCUGAAGACGCCGGCGGAGGUGGACUGGCGGGCGAAGGGCUACGUGACGCCGGUGAAGAACCAGGGGCACUGCGGGUCGUGCUGGGCCUUCAGCGCCACAGGGGCCCUCGAGGGCCUCGUCUUCAACCGCACGGGGAAGCUGGCGGCGCUGAGCGAGCAGAACCUCAUCGACUGCUCCCGAAAGCUGGGCAACGAGGGCUGCGGCGGGGGCUACGUCACCCGGGCUUUCCAGUACGUGCGCGACAACGGCGGCCUCAACUCGGAGCGCGUCUACCCCUACCUGGGCACGGACGCCUCCAGGUGCCGGUACGACCCCCGGGAUCGGGCCGCCAACUGCUCUGCCGUCCGGCUGGUGGCCCCGGGCAGCGAGGCGGCCCUGGAGCAGGCGGUGGCGGCCGUGGGCCCCGUGUCUGUGGCGGUGGACGCCAGCAGCUUCCACUUCCACUUCUACAAGUCGGGCGUCUUCAGCAGCGCGUCUUGCAGCCAGCACGUCAACCACGCCAUGCUGGCCGUGGGCUACGGCAGGAGCCAGCAGGACGGGCGAACCGUCGCCUACUGGAUCUUAAAGAACAGCUGGUCAGAGGUGUGGGGCGAGCAGGGCUACAUCCGCCUGCUCAAAGGAGUGGAUAAUCACUGCGGGGUGGCCAGCCAGGCCAGCUUUCCUGUCCUGUGAGCGCCGCGGCCCCGCUCCCCCCGCCGGCGCUUCCUGGGCCGGGGGUCGCAAUAGUCCUCGUCGUGCCCCGGCGUUCACCCGGGAGCAUUUCUGCCCUUCUCCCUCCCUCUGCUGCUGGGGCUGGGCAGUUUCCUGUUCGAAGGGCUUUUCUUGUACGGCUAAUUGCUCUGCGCACCUGCAAACGGAGCAGAGCGUGGUGUAGCAAUAGCUGAUCUAGUUACUGCUUUUCCUGGUGCGAAAGGCAAGCUCCUUUCCUCCAAGUUUGGCAGUCCCUUUCCCAUCCUGCAGACCAGCAGCCCUUUUUCCUUCCAGCUAAAUCCCAAAGGCCAGCAAGGAAAGGCUGGAUUUUAUGGCCAUGAUGGCAGCUCUCUGCCGGUUCUGCCUAGUCUGAGUGUGCAACUUCCCUGGGUGCCAUGCAAACAUCCCCAGCGAGCUGAGUUCUUUCAAAAAUACGUCUUUACCAAAUUAAACCUGUAUAACGAGCAAAAAGCAGGGAACACAAUGCUGAUGGAGUCCAGAAGUCGUGUGUGGAGAUGGAAAGUA